AUGCUCCAGACGUUGCGCUUGCAUGAGGAGACCACAUACAAUGAUGAUGAUGCAAGCGACCCAGUCUUUGUGAAGUACGCUCAGAGGAUGUUUUGGGUUCUCUUCAUCACUGAAAGAGCAUAUGCACUGCAAAGAAACCGACCGAUCAGAUUGCAAGACACAUUAAAGCUUCCAGACGUCGAACCACUGUCCUCUGACGCAGAGAUAUUGCGCGGCUUCCUCGAUCUCAUCUCACUUUUUCGUCCGUUUGGCCAAGACUUCAUCUCACAGUGGAACUCUCCAACAUCAUCCACUUCUACAGAUUUCGCAAACUUGUUCCGGCUGCAGUAUCUUCUCAAACAUUCGCUUCCGAACCUAUCAAACCACUCCCAAGUACAACAGGCAGAUCUUCUUAUAUCGCGCCAAUGGCUCAAGAUUGUUGUCUGGAAAUUAUGCGCUUCAAAAAGAGUUUUGUCGACUGCCAACAGCGAGGAUGUGAUGUCAUUACAUUACCCCGCUAGUAUCGCUCGCGAUAUCGUGUUAGUGUCACAACUUAUGCCGACUCAGGCUUUUGAAGCAAAUGGUAUUGGAAUUGUUGAAAAGGUGUUUGAUGUUGGCUGCUCGUUGGCGGAUCUGCUAUCAUUGGUACCGUUGGAAUAUCAAGGUUCAACUAUGGAUGUUGGCGUUAUUGAUACCCUAAUGGAGACAGUCAAGAUUGUUGGAACAAGGUUUGGGGGAAGCUAUCGUCAUUUGGACAUCUUGGUUGGCAAAGCGAGCGGGUGUCUUCUCAUGAACGUAGACCGAAGUCUUGCCCUGCCAGAUCAAGACGUUUCGGAUGAUAUCGAGGAAAUGUAA
Molecule: messenger RNA, 834 nt
Organism: Fusarium subglutinans
Lineage: Eukaryota; Fungi; Ascomycota; Sordariomycetes; Hypocreales; Nectriaceae
Product: sucrose utilization SUC1
Exons: 1
Coding region: 1-834 (277 amino acids)
Source: RefSeq, a predicted model, not a curated record